Clonostachys byssicola is the source of this 1608-nucleotide messenger RNA. NCBI's taxonomy places the organism in Eukaryota, Fungi, Ascomycota, Sordariomycetes, Hypocreales, Bionectriaceae. The record is from the annotation of a GenBank genome assembly.
AUGGCUCCUCUUCCGAUUACCACACAUAUCAGCAAGCUGAUAGAUACUGCCACCACACAACCGGACCUACAAGCCUUGAAGAUCCCCCAGUUCUCCGAUGACGGAACUUCAAAUGGAUGGGAAACCAUAACUUUCGCCCAUUUCUUACGUGACGUUGAGAAUGCGGCUCGUUAUUGGGCAAAUGAGCUUUCUCAAAAAGGAGUGAAGUACCGUGAUGUAGUUGGAAUCUGGGUCAAAGGGUUGUCGUACAUAGAUGCUGUGCUUAUUUGGGGAAUACUGAGAGCUGGGUAUAUCCCACAACUCUUCUCGCUAAGAUUGACAAGUUCCGAUGUUAUCUCGACGCUCCUCGAGAGGACUGGCGGGAAAGCUGUCGUCGUCGAAUCAGAAUGGCUCAAAAGUGUCAACGUCAGUCAGCCUAGUCUGCCGGCAGUAGAUACGAGGGCCGCAGAUGUGAAUAAUUUACCACUACCUCCAGUCUGGGUGCCGGCCAGUGGCGAUGACACUGUCAUGAUUUUCCAUUCCUCAGGCUCGACAUCUGGAAUGCCUAAACCGAUUGAGAUCACUGCUAGGUGGCUCAACUUCAACAUCCAAACAAGCCGAGACAUCUUCGAGGCCAUCUAUACUGAUGGUAGACGAAGUGUGAUGUCAAGCAAUGGAAGCUUCUGCCACCUUGCUGCGUCUUUCAUGAUGCUGAGUGCACACGCCCGUGGUGGGUGCGUGGUGCUCUGCAAGAACAUGCCUUGCACCUCACAGGAGAUCAAACUGCUCGUCAAGGAACACGGCUUGACGAGCUUGUUCCUUUUUGCGUCAUUCCUCGGUGAUAUCCUCCGAGAGGCGCGAACAGACAAGGAGUUGCUUGAGGCCCUCCAGAGUCUGGAUGAUGUGACCUAUGGUGGUCUCCCUAUCGAACCAGAAAUAGCCAAUUGGGCCCGACAGCAGGGAAUCAAGCUCACCGAGGGGUUCGGCAGUACUGAGAUGGGCAUCGGUUUGUUGUCGGUAGGAGGAGAUGGGCCUGACGCGGCUCUGCUACGUCCAAUCAAGGGCGCAACGUACAAGUUUGUACCAGUAGAAGACCACGAGACGGAUGGAGACAAUGCGGGAGAGAAGCUCUUGGAGAUGAUCAUUCCGCCAGAGUGCCACAACUGCCCACCGAAAUCUCUCCGGAACGAGGCGACCGGCGAUUUCCACACGGGCGAUCUCUUCGUCGAAGUUAUGCCGGGAAAAUACCUAUUCAGGGGCCGCAAUGAUGACUGGAUCAAGACGCAGUCCUCCCUCCGCUGCGAUACGAAAGCCAUUGAGGAGAACGUCAUGGAGCUCUGCGCCCAAGAUCUCAUCAAUAGGGUUGUUGUCGUGGGAAGCGGGCGGCCAUCUCCGUCCAUUUUGGUAGAGCCAAAAGAUGAAAAGGCGGAUCAUGUAUCCCUUCGCGAGGAGAUUCUUCGUAGAAUCACUCCAUUCCAUGAGCGGAGGUAUAUGCAUGAGCGUGUCGACAACUCUCGGUUCAUUGUUGUUGUCCCACAGGGAUCUCUGCCCACGACGGCAAAGGGCAGCGUGCAGAGAAAGAAUGUCGAGAAGCAUUUCCAGGCUACCUUGGACCAGAUUUACGCCUAG